This is a messenger RNA of Vitis riparia (riverbank grape), 2190 nucleotides long. RefSeq names its product E3 ubiquitin-protein ligase RGLG2. Lineage: Eukaryota; Viridiplantae; Streptophyta; Magnoliopsida; Vitales; Vitaceae. The record is from RefSeq and is a predicted model, not a curated record. The transcript is spliced from 12 exons. Bases 507 to 1895 code for a protein of 462 amino acids. Gene Ontology annotation, biological process: protein K63-linked ubiquitination. Gene Ontology annotation, molecular function: ubiquitin protein ligase activity.
UGGGUAUGGGACAGUACAAUCAUUAGUGGGAGGCUUCAGGGAGAAGGCUGUAGUGACGAGGGAUGCUGUGCUCCAAUGGUGGUGCCCACUAACAUGUUUGAAUGAAUCCCUUUUGUGUAAAGGGCAAACCAGCUAGCGCCUUUCGUGUUCAUCAGAAAGGGCAAUUCUAAAGCCAAAAAGGGUCUUCACUUUUUGACAAAAUGCUGCAGAUGUUGUUUAUGGGUAUGCUCAGAUCUCCAGCAAUGGAAAUGUACAAGGCUUAAUUGAGAAGGAGUCUUCAAAGUCGGUCGAGACGGUUACUUAUAAUAGGAGUCGUCUAAAACCCGUCUCUUUGGUCGUUUCUUUUUGGCCGCCAAUAGAGUUUUGUACUUUUCUCUAGAUAUAGGAUUAGGGUUGAGUUUUGGAUAGGGGAUUUGGUUCUGGGUGGUUUCAGUUUGGUCGAUUUCUUGUUAAUUUCUCGUGAACGAGGAGGAUUGUUACCAGUUAGAUUUCGUGAUCGAGGGUUGAUGGGGAGCAGUAGUUCAAAGAGGACUUCUUUCCGGUCUGCUUCUUCGUCGUCCAGGAGUAAUCACGGCGGCUAUUCGCAAUCGGAUUAUGGUCAAGAAUAUCAAAAUUAUCCGCCGCAACAGCCAUCAUUUCCGAGCUAUGGACCGCCACAGCAGCCAUAUCCGAGCUAUGCACCGCCGCAGCAGUAUCAGAGCCACGAGCCGCCGCAGCAAAACUAUUCCUCUUCUCAAGAUCACGGUGACAAUAGAAGAAGAAGAUUGGAGAGAAUGUAUUCAAGAAUUGCUGAUGAUUAUCGUUCUUUGGAUGAGGUGACUGCAGCUCUUGCACGUGCUGGCCUUGAGUCUUCUAAUCUUAUUGUCGGUAUUGACUUCACAAAGAGCAAUGAGUGGACAGGUGCAAGGUCAUUCAAUAGACAAAGCUUGCAUCACCUUGGAGAUGGGCUGAAUCCCUAUCAACAAGCAAUAUCUAUCAUUGGGAAAACCCUAGCAGCUUUUGAUGAGGAUAACAUGAUUCCAUGUUUUGGAUUUGGAGAUGCAUCCACUCAUGAUCAAGAUGUCUUCAGUUUCUAUGAAGAUGAGAGAUUUUGUAAUGGAUUUGAGGAAGUGUUAAGCAGGUAUAGGGAAAUUGUCCCUCGUCUACGGCUUGCAGGACCGACAUCAUUUGCCCCCAUCAUUGAAAUGGCCAUGACUAUUGUCAAUCACAGUGGUGGCCAGUACCAUGUUCUAGUAAUAAUUGCUGAUGGGCAGGUAACAAGAAGUGUUGAUACUGCACAUGGCCAGCUAAGUCCACAGGAGCAGAAGACUGUUGAAGCAAUUGUAGAAGCAAGCAAGUUGCCCCUGUCAAUUAUUUUAGUUGGGGUUGGAGAUGGGCCCUGGGACAUGAUGAGGGAAUUUGAUGAUAACAUCCCUGCUCGGGCCUUUGAUAAUUUCCAGUUUGUGAAUUUUACAGAAAUUAUGUCAAAGAAUGUGGAUCUAUCUCGAAAAGAGACAGAAUUUGCUCUUGCAGCCCUGAUGGAAAUUCCUUCUCAGUAUAAGGCAACAAUAGAGCUUAAUAUCUUGGGUGGUCGAAAAGGGGAUGUUCCAGAGAGGAUUCCCCUCCCCCCUCCCAUGUACUACGGUGCAGCGUCUUCCUUUAAUAGCUCCAAACCUUCCCGCACAACCAGUUUCCAGCCCAGUGUGCCUCCUUAUCCUGAAGACAGCAGUCCUGUUGGCACAGCUCCUCCUGCUACAAGUUCUACAUUUGAUAACCAGCUUUGCCCCAUUUGCCUUACUAAUGUGAAGAAUAUGGCCUUUGGUUGUGGACAUCAGACUUGUUGUGAAUGUGGACCAGAUCUUGAGACGUGUCCAAUUUGCCGAAGCCCAAUCCAAACCAGAAUAAAGCUUUACUAAGCAGCAUCUCUGCCUUUUUUGGGAAUUUUGUUUCCUGUUGGCCAAAAUUCUUUCUGUUUUCAAUUGGGUCGGUGAUAAUGUUGCUGUCAAUGUACACAUCUACCCUUGUCGUGUGUAUAUAGGAAGAAACGAAGUCACUAGCCUCUUGUACAUUUCUUUUAUUUGGGUUCUAUUCUUUGUUGUUACUAUUUAAAGGCCUUUGAUCCAAGAGUUUGCAUACAAACAAAAGCUAUUCAAAAUGCAGAAAAUAAAGUUUGACCAAUGCAGAAUUACAAACAUUGAUUGAAACAUGCUA